Messenger RNA from Racocetra persica, 355 nucleotides. The record is from the annotation of a GenBank genome assembly. Lineage: Eukaryota; Fungi; Glomeromycota; Glomeromycetes; Diversisporales; Gigasporaceae.
GGAAACGAACUCAGUGAUGUUAAAAAACAAGGUGCUCUCUACGGAUGCCGAAACUGUUAUGUUCCGAAGGAUCAAUUAACUGACACUACCUUUGAUAGAAUACGUUUUAAAAAUUUUACAAAACGUUAUGGCCUUCGAUCGAAACCAGGAAUUUUGUCAACUCUAUCUCGAGACUGUCAUUUACAGACUCCUCAUGAUUCUUAUCACGCAGUCACCGGCAAGGUUCAAAGAUUAUUAGAAUGCACUCUUAAUUUGCUAAAUAAAAAUGAAAAGAAUCAAUUUUUACAAUAUUGGAGAUAUUUCGAAAAGCCUUCUACUUGGCAUCAUUUGCCUAAUCCCAUUACUCAUCUUAAAA